Messenger RNA from Trifolium pratense (red clover), 625 nucleotides. Its product is annotated as non-specific lipid-transfer protein 1-like. Bases 56 to 415 code for a protein of 119 amino acids. The record is from RefSeq and is a predicted model, not a curated record. Gene Ontology annotation, biological process: lipid transport. Gene Ontology annotation, molecular function: lipid binding. NCBI's taxonomy places the organism in Eukaryota, Viridiplantae, Streptophyta, Magnoliopsida, Fabales, Fabaceae. The transcript has 2 exons. Gene Ontology annotation, cellular component: membrane.
ACACUCAUUAACACAUUUGAAGUGAGUUUCCCCCUCCACAUUUUCCAAACCAAUCAUGCCUAGCUCAAUGCUCGUCAAAGUUAUUUGCUUGUCUAUGAUAUGUUUGGUUUUGGACAUUCCCUUGGCCAACGCUGCCCUUUCUUGUGGUCAGAUACAACUUACUGUAGCACCAUGCCUUGGGUACCUUAGGAACCCAGGACCAUCUGUCUCAGCACCAUGUUGCAAUGGACUUAGGGGUAUUUAUGGCCAGAGUAAGUCUAUUGCUGAUCGUCAAAGUGUUUGCAGGUGCGUCAAAGGAACUAUAUUCGGCUUACCUGGAAUCAAUCUUUCGGCCCUUUCUAGCAUCGCUCCUAAGUGUGGUAUCAAUUUGCCUUACAAGAUUAGCCCCUCCAUUAACUGCAACACGAUUCCCUAAUUGCGUCAAGAAAUUACAGAGUCACGCAAUGAGCAACUCGUGAGGCUUCAUUUGAUGAAUAAAUAAUACUACUUGGUUUGUGAAAAUAACCAAAGACAGAAUAAAGAGGAAGAUGGCUUAAUUUCCCCAGUUGUAAUCGAAUCCCAACUAGGGAUCACUAUAGUACUAUGCAUUUCAAUAUUAAUUAUAAAUGAAAUUUAUUAAGCACAA